UAGGGAACACUUAAUUUGACAGUAUCCAUUAUUAAAGAUAGAAAAUUCCGGUUACUACUGUUGGUCAUAGUUAUAAUUCACCACAUAACUGUUCUAGGAUCAUGAUCCCCAUAAAGUUUUUAUCCUUCUUCAUGAUUAAAGUUUUAAGUCUCUUUUGGGUUAUAUAUGUCUUACAAACUGGAGAAUUUUUCUAGUGUGAACAGUUAUGUCUUCAAUCUCUUUCUCUAAUGACUUAUUUUUAAUGUUUGCUUUAAUUGGGAUGAUGGACAAAUCUUUUGUUUUGUUUGCUUUAAGUGGAGGAAUCAGGUAGUUGUUUUUGUUGAAAUGCUGAUGCUAUGCUAGCUUUGAGUUAUUUAAUGCAAUACUUGACCCAUCUGCAUCCCUUUAAUUAUCUUUGGUUCCUGUGCGUGUCUAAACCUGAUUCACCAAAUAGUUUUCUUCUGUACUUCGAAAUGGCCUUUCUGCAGUUUUCACUGACCCAGAUAAGGUGGCAAAAAUGAGAAAUCAACACCAAUGAUUUAUGUUGAUCUUUUUUAAAUUGAGAAUGAGGGCUACUUUAGGGAAAGAAUGCUUUUUCUUCAUAAAGUACAUUGGAGAAUCAAACUUUAGCCUUUUCUUUUUCAGUUCUAUUUUUUCUUGGAUUCUCAGUUAUCACAAUUCCCUUUGUUUUCUUUUUUUCAAUUCUCCCUUCUUGGUUGUUUCUGAAACAUAUCAGCACCGAUUUGUGAGGCAAUUUCUUUAUUCUCAGUGAAAAAUGCACUUUAGUCCUCCAUUAUUUAAAGUUCAUAGACAAACCUUUGGCUUUUUUACUUUCUCUUUUUAAAUGGAGGAGUCAGCAUAACACUUCAAGUAUUGAAAGAAAGAAAAUGCUGAUGCAUCUGAAAGAAGGAAGUCCCCUUAAUUUGUAAAUGCUACAGGAUUAGCUAACAACAUGCUCCAAUUUCCAAAGCCAGACCAGGAAAGAAUGAAGAAAAGUUAAGCUCAGAAACUGGAACUAUCACUUACCUUGAUUUUGCACCAAAAUAUACCCAUGAAGUUGCAGUUCUCUAUUGUUGCACUUGUUCUAUUAGGCUCCACACUGUCCUUCUGUGGCCUGAUAGUAGCUGACUUGAACUCUGACCAACAUGCUCUCUUGGAGUUUGCUUCAAGUGUCCCACAUGCCCCAAGGCUCAACUGGAAGAAUGACUCUGCUUCAAUUUGCACCUCAUGGGUUGGUGUGACAUGCAACUCCAACGGCACACGUGUCGUAGGCCUCCAUCUUCCAGGGAUGGGAUUAACCGGGACCAUUCCAGAGAACAGCAUAGGAAAACUAGAUGCUCUUAGGGUCCUGAGUCUUCAUUCUAAUGGACUUAUAGGAAGUCUUCCUUCUAAUGUACUCUCCAUUCCUUCACUCCAAUUUGCAUACCUUCAGCACAAUAGCUUCUCUGGCCUAAUUCCUUCUCCAGUGACCCCUAAACUCAUGACAUUGGACAUUUCUUUUAACUCCUUUUCUGGCACCAUCCCACCAGCUUUUCAGAACCUUAGAAGACUCACUUGGUUGUAUCUCCAAAACAAUUCCAUAUCUGGGGCUAUUCCUGACUUCAACCUUCCAAGUCUCAAGCAUUUGAACUUGAGCUAUAAUAACUUGAAUGGCUCAAUUCCAAACUCCAUAAAGGCAUUCCCUUACACUUCUUUUGUUGGGAACGCUCUCUUAUGCGGGCCACCUCUCAAUCAUUGCUCUACAAUCUCCCCUUCUCCAUCUCCUUCCACUGAUUACGAGCCACUCACUCCACCAGCCACCCAAAACCAAAAUGCUACACACCAUAAGGAAAACUUUGGCCUAGUUACUAUACUUGCUCUAGUCAUUGGGGUCAUUGCCUUCAUCUCUUUAAUAGUUGUAGUGUUCUGUUUGAAGAAGAAGAAAAACAGCAAAAGCAGUGGCAUACUGAAAGGAAAGGCUUCUUGUGCUGGAAAGACUGAGGUUUCAAAGAGUUUUGGGAGUGGAGUGCAAGGGGCUGAAAAGAACAAGCUAUUUUUCUUUGAAGGUUCCUCUCACAGCUUUGACCUUGAGGAUUUGCUGAAGGCUUCAGCUGAAGUUCUUGGAAAAGGAAGUUAUGGAACAGCAUACAAGGCUGUUUUGGAGGAGGGAACAACAGUGGUAGUUAAAAGGUUGAAGGAAGUUGUGGUAGGAAAGAAGGAGUUUGAGCAGCAGUUGCAGAUUGUGGGGAGAAUUGGAAACCACCCCAAUGUGAUGCCACUAAGGGCUUAUUACUAUUCCAAAGAUGAGAAACUUCUGGUUUACAACUACAUGCCAGGUGGCAGCUUGUUUUUCUUGUUGCAUGGAAACAGGGGAGCAGGAAGAAGCCCACUAGACUGGGACUCCAGAGUGAAAAUUUUGCUAGGAGCUGCCAGGGGAAUAGCUUUCAUCCACUCAGAGGGGGGUCCAAAGUUCUCACAUGGCAACAUCAAGUCAACCAAUGUGCUCAUAACCCAAGAACUGGACGGCUGCAUCUCCGAUGUGGGAUUGCCGCCUCUAAUGAACACUCCAGCAACCAUGUCAAGAGCCAAUGGCUACAGAGCUCCAGAAGUCACAGACUCAAAGAAGAUCAGUCACAAGUCUGAUGUCUACGGCUUUGGCGUGCUGCUGCUUGAAAUGCUGACAGGGAAGACCCCUUUGAGGUACCCUGGCUAUGAAGAUGUGGUUGAUCUUCCAAGGUGGGUGAGGUCUGUUGUGAGAGAGGAGUGGACUGCUGAAGUGUUUGAUGAGGAGCUUCUGAGAGGGCAAUAUGUUGAAGAGGAGAUGGUGCAGAUGCUUCAGAUUGCACUGGCAUGUGUGGCUAAGGGGUCUGAUAAUAGGCCUAGAAUGGAUGAAGUUGUUAGAAUGUUGGAGGAGAUUAAGCAUCCUGAGUUGAAGAACCACCACAGGCAAUCCUCUCAUGAAUCUGACUCUAAUGUGCAGACACCAACACCAUGAUCAAGUGCAUUUCUUGGGAGAGUAAUCAAAUUUUCUCUUGCCUCCUCAUAUUGUGUUUUGCUUGCAUGCCCUCAACCAAAUAAGCAUGUAUCAUUGUAAAAUACUAUUCAUGAUGAUGUUUUUAUUCGUGUUGGCCAUAAAAGCUUCUUUUUCAUGUUUCACAUUAUUUGUUACGUUCUGAGCUAUGUCACUUUUGGCUAUUCAGUCGGUGGAAAUAAUUCAAGUAUUCAUUUUCCUUUCAA
Messenger RNA from Glycine soja, 3195 nucleotides. RefSeq names its product probable inactive receptor kinase At5g58300. Gene Ontology annotation, molecular function: protein kinase activity; protein binding; ATP binding. Gene Ontology annotation, biological process: protein phosphorylation. The transcript is spliced from 3 exons. NCBI's taxonomy places the organism in Eukaryota, Viridiplantae, Streptophyta, Magnoliopsida, Fabales, Fabaceae. Bases 1031 to 2953 code for a protein of 640 amino acids. The record is from RefSeq and is a predicted model, not a curated record.